CAGGCAACAUCAGAAAUGGCCACAGAGGACGAGAUUAGUCUUCUGGUCAUCGUAGUGGAUGUUAACCCGAUAUGGUGGGGUCGACAGGCGCAGCGGGAACCAGAGUUUACACUUUCUAAAUGUGUUGAUGCUGUGAUGGUCAUGGCGAACUCUCAUCUAGUUGUGAACAGAACCAACAAGCUCUCCAUCAUUGCCAGUCACUGCCAGGAGAGUCAUUUCCUGUAUCCCAGUAAGGAGAAGAAACUGGGGGAUGUUGGGUCUGAUGUUAGCAGUGAUGGUAAAUAUGAGCUCCUGUCAGGGGCCAAUGACUGCAUCGCUCAGGAGAUCAGGAGCCUCAUGGCCAGAACCGUGGUGAAGGGCCAUCUGACAGACACGUUACUGGCUGGAUCUCUGGCCAAAGCACUGUGCUACAUCCACCGAGUUUCAAAGGAACUGGAAGCUGGGCAAGACAUGAAAUCCAGGAUAUUAGUUAUAAAAGCAGCUGAAGACAGUGCUCUUCAGUAUAUGAACUUUAUGAAUGUGAUAUUUGCAGCUCAGAAGCAGAACGUGGUGAUUGACGCAUGUGUGUUGGACUCUGAAUCAGGUCUUUUACAGCAGGCAUGUGACAUCACAGGUGGUCUGUACCUGCGGAUCCCUCAGAAGGCGUCUCUGACACAGUACCUGUUGUGGGUUUUCUUACCUGAUGCUGACCAGCGCUCCCAGUUAGUGCUGCCUCCCCCAGUUCACGUCGACUACAGAGCCGCUUGUUUCUGUCACCGGACUCUCAUCCAGAUUGGCUAUGUCUGCUCCGUUUGCCUCUCCAUAUUCUGUAAUUUCAGUCCAAUCUGCACUACCUGCGAAACUGCCUUUAAGAUUCCGCUGCCUCAGAUGGUGAAAACAAAGAAGAAAAAGUUAAAGGCUGCGUCUUGAGGAAAUGCACCACGCUGCCUCAGGGAUCUGUGGACUGGACGUCUGGACACAAAUAUACCAAACCCCUAGAUCAU
Molecule: messenger RNA, 983 nt
Organism: Chanos chanos (milkfish)
Lineage: Eukaryota; Metazoa; Chordata; Actinopteri; Gonorynchiformes; Chanidae
Gene: gtf2h3
Product: general transcription factor IIH, polypeptide 3
Exons: 13
Coding region: 16-909 (297 amino acids)
Biological process (GO): regulation of DNA-templated transcription; nucleotide-excision repair
Cellular component (GO): transcription factor TFIIH holo complex; transcription factor TFIIH core complex
Source: RefSeq, a predicted model, not a curated record